Molecule: messenger RNA, 1745 nt
Organism: Cannabis sativa
Lineage: Eukaryota; Viridiplantae; Streptophyta; Magnoliopsida; Rosales; Cannabaceae
Product: pentatricopeptide repeat-containing protein At1g01970
Exons: 3
Coding region: 365-1615 (416 amino acids)
Molecular function (GO): protein binding
Source: RefSeq, a predicted model, not a curated record
CAAUCAGUCUCACGCACCAGCAAAGGAAAUUGAACUGAAAAAAAAAAAAACGUAAUAGGCCUCCGUUCUCUCUUUCCCUGCGCCGUCGCAGCUUCUUCUUGAGUCACGGUUGCCCACCGGACCACCACUCCUCCACUCCGGCGCCGUCGAGGUCGAGGUCCACGGUUGCCGAGCUUUGCCACUGUAAUCCGAUUUCAGCACCAAUUCAAUCCAAACUCUGUCAUUAUUUGCCACUCAAAUUUCAGUUCAGAUUGUGGAAUUCCCGCUGUUGGAAUCUGCUUGGCCUGCAACCUCAGUAGCGCGCCUCAACAUAAUUAUUUUGCUCUCGAGCUAAAUUCUCCAAUAUUCUGAUCGACUCUCUGCUAUGGACACUGUUAGUGCUAUCAUGUUAUACAAUUUCAGACCAGUAAAGAUCCCAACCAACGAAAUUGGUAGAACCCAGUUUCUCCAAUCAGUGUGCAAACCUUUUCUGUUAAUACCCAGUAUUUUUUGUUAUCGGAAACACCAUUUUCGAAGGGCAUUGAUCACUUCGAGUAUGGAAGAAACAGAAAUGGCGGAUAGUAAAGAUGGGUUAUCAACCUUUAAAUGGGUGGAGGUUGGUCCCCAUCUUACAGAAGCCCAGAAAGAAGCUAUCUCUCAACUCUCACCAAAGAUGACAAAGCGUUGCAAGGCUCUAAUGAAGCAGCUCAUUUGCUUUUCUACUCUCCAAGCUAGUUUGUCUGAAUUACUUGGUGCGUGGGUGAAGAUUAUGAAGCCUCGCCGAGCUGAUUGGCUUGUUGUUCUUAAGCAAUUGAAACUCAUGGACCACCCACUUUAUCUUGAGGUGGCCAGUCUCGCGCUUGUAGAAGAUUCUUUUGAAGCUAAUAUUCGUGAUUAUACAAAGAUAAUCCAUGGCCAUGGAAAACGAAAUCAACUUAAAGAUGCUGAAAAGACCCUUGCAACCAUGAGAAGCAGAGGCUUUAUAUGUGAUCAGGUAAUCUUGACCACAUUUAUUCACAUGUAUAGCAAGGCUGGUAAUCUUGAGUUAGCUGAAGAAACUUUUGAAGAACUUAAGCUGCUCGGAGAACCAUUGGACAAAAGAUCAUAUGGCUCAAUGAUCAUGGCCUACAUAAGAGCUGGAAUGCCGGAGCAGGGAGAGGUUUUACUGAGAGAAAUGGAUGCCCAAGAAAUUUAUGCUGGAAGGGAAGUUUACAAAGCAUUACUAAGAGCAUAUUCAUUGGAUGGUGACGCAGAAGGAGCUCAAAGAGUGUUUGAUGCAAUUCAGCUCGCUGCUAUAUCUCCUGACCAUAAGUUUUGUGGACUCCUUAUAAAUGCAUAUGGAGUAUCAGGUCAAAGUGAAAAGGCACGUGCUGCUUUCGAAAACAUGAGGAGAGCAGGUCUCACACCUAGUGAUAAAUGCAUAGCGCUGGUGAUAUCUGCUUAUGAAAGGGAGAAUAAGCUUCAAAAGGCAUUAGAGUUUUUGAUAGUGUUGGAGAGAGAUGGAAUAAUUAUUGGAAAAGAAGCUUCAGAAACACUGGUGGGAUGGUUUAAAAAUCUUGGAGUAGUGAAAGAGGUCGAUACUGUCUUGAGAGAAUUUUCUGUAAAAGAGGCGAAUUCCGAAUUUCAGGCUACCUAAUUUCAAUCUUCAACCACAAUCUUAAAGGCAACAUAGCAUAUUUGUUUCCUAUUUAUUUAUGGUUCUUUUGACUGCCAGGAAUAUAGAAAAUGGUAAGUGUAGCUCUGAAUGAAACACAUUGCAUACCACC